Molecule: messenger RNA, 570 nt
Organism: Aplysia californica (California sea hare)
Lineage: Eukaryota; Metazoa; Mollusca; Gastropoda; Aplysiida; Aplysiidae
Product: 40S ribosomal protein S5
Biological process (GO): ribosomal small subunit assembly; translation
Cellular component (GO): cytosolic small ribosomal subunit; ribosome
Molecular function (GO): rRNA binding; structural constituent of ribosome; mRNA binding
Source: RefSeq, a predicted model, not a curated record
AUGGAAUUUGAUGUUUGUUUUUGUCUUGAGAAUCGAGGGAUCACCCUACAUAGUUGACUAUGUCUGAUGAUUGGGAAGCAGAGGCCGCCCCAGCCGCAGCUGCUGGGGCAGUGACCGUUGCUGAGCUGCCAGAGGUCAAGCUCUUUGGAAAAUGGUCAACAGAUGAUGUCCAGGUCAACGACAUCAGUUUGAACGAUUACAUUGCAGUGAAGGAGAAGUAUGCCAAGUAUCUGCCUCACUCCGCUGGACGCUACCAGGUGAAGCGUUUCCGCAAGGCCAUGUGCCCCAUUGUGGAGCGCCUGGCGUGCAGUCUUAUGAUGCACGGCCGUAACAACGGGAAGAAGCUGAUGGCCGUGAGGAUUGUGAAGCACAGCUUUGAGAUCAUCUUCCUGCUGACGGGAGAGUCGAACUCUCACGCCAUCAAAAGGAAAGACGAGCUGGAGAGAGUGGCCAAGUCCAACAGAUAGAUUUGUUCAGCCUGGGCUGUUUCUCAUUUCACAGGGGGGGGACACACACACACGCACCAUGGCCAAGUCAGUGUCCUGCGAAUAAAGGUUUAUUCCCUCUACA